This is a messenger RNA of Rhizophagus irregularis DAOM 181602=DAOM 197198, 1435 nucleotides long. RefSeq lists its product as uncharacterized. The record is from RefSeq and is a predicted model, not a curated record. Lineage: Eukaryota; Fungi; Glomeromycota; Glomeromycetes; Glomerales; Glomeraceae.
AUGUCUAUUACCGUUGCCAAGAUCGAUACUAGAAGCGUCAAUAUGACAGUUGAAGUACGAAGCAACAGUCUUAAUUCCUCAGCCGAUUUUGAUAAAAUCUCAAAGGAUAUGGAAGAAAGAGAAUACGUUGAAAAUAAGAAUGGUAAUAUCGUUCCUUACAUAACUAAAGAAAACGCGUGUGAAAUUCACCAAAUUUUAAAUGAUCCGAAUGUAUUGGAUAUGUUUUUUGGCAGUGAAGAACCACCAUAUGUUAAACAAAACUUGUACAUUGUAGUGAACGAAAUGCCAGAAAUAAAGUUGCAAAGUUUGGGAAAAUUUAUGAUAAAAUAUAUUGAGUGGGGGACUUUUACGGAAAACUUACCUCUAAACGAUCCACCACAGGAAGCAAUCUCCUCUAAAGAUAUAGAAAAAUUUAACAAUAUAUUAGAUACCGAACUUGGGGAUGACUUUCGUUCAAAACACCAUAACCUUAUUGCUAUUAGUUUAUAUUGGAAAAUUAGAAAUGAACUUUACGAGAAUGUACCUGCUAUCGUAUUUUAUGUAAUACGUAAGAAUAUUUUACCUCAUAAUAACACUCUUUUUCCUGAAAAUAUUGGCAGUUUUAUUACAGAUGUAUGUGAAGGUUUUUAUAAACCAACCGUUGUUGAACGAGGGGAAAUCUAUUGUUGUGAAUAUAAGGAAAUGGUAUCACCUGGAUCUAGUAUUGGCGUAAAAAGUAGAAUAGGAACUUUAGGAUUUUUCGUUAAAGACUCCAACCAGCAAAUAUAUUUGAUGACAAACGAACAUAUUGUUUCGGGACACAAUUCUGAAUAUAUACACCAACCAUCUGACUUUGACUACAUUGGUCGUUCAUUGGAAGAUCUGGCAUCAUCAUUAGAAGCAUUAGAGGAAUUGAUCUUUAAAGAUAAACAAUUAAACGAUUCUGAGAAAAAACUUACUAUGAUUGAAUCGUUCAAUCUGAAGAAUGUAAUGAAUGAAGAGCAUGGUCACUCAGCCUUGACAGAAGAUAUGGAAGAGUUAAAAAGAUUAGAAUCAGUAAUCUCAGUCUUGAAAGAAGUUAUAGUUGAGGAAGAUGGAAAUAAUGUAAAACAUCAGGAUUUAUUGAGAAUGCUUGAAGCUUUCAACAAAUUAUUGAUGUUUAGAACAGAAAAUAAGUUAGAAAACGAAAAAAAAAAGGAGUUACAAGUAGAACUAGAAAAAUUAGAGGCAUUACAAAUAAUGCUUAAACUGCAUAGACUCGAAUGUGAAUUCAACAAAACAAAAAAGGAAUGGAAUGAAAUUUUAAACAUUGAUUAUGAAUUUUUCAAGAACAAAUUGUCUAAAAAACUUUAAUUUCUGGAUUCAAGUUAUCAGACAUGUAUAGAAAAUAAAAAAAAAUUCGAAUCUGCGCAACAAAUAGAUACUAGAUUUGCUUUAAUUGAAAAUGGCGUACGUG